ACGAAUUUUUCCCGAUUCCCCGGUAUGGAGUUCUAGUCAGGAAUUAUUGUAUUUCAAUUUAACGCUGGAAGAGUAAAUUCGAACUACAACAAGGAAGCACACGUGGCUCUCUCCUCCGAAAUAUAACCGGCGCGAGAGGAGUCUAUGGAGGAAGAAGAAGAAGAAGAAGAAGAAGAAGAAGAUGUUCUUCACGAGCGCGGUAAUGUUAAGUAUAAUUAUAUUGAAAUACGGGAGGAAAACGCGCGGCGGUUUAGAAAUUUCUAUAUAUUAGGACGAGAGGCUAGUAUAAAAAUUUUCUCACCCGUCGAAGGCACCGACAUCGCUAAACAUUUAGAAAAGGCGUUCCGCGAAAUCUAUUCUUACAACGUUAAUUCCUCUAACGCGAGCGAUUACGUGGGUCUGUCUUUCACCUCGACGGCUUUAACACGCGGGCCGGCCAGUUUGUCGUUUCGCCUGGUACGAGACUUGAAUCACGAGGAUAUCUGGGACCUCGUAAGCUCGGUAGCGCAGAGCGCCGGGCGUCACGAUAUCGCGGAACGUUUUUUAAUAACGGUGUACAAUGUCGGGAUGCCUUCGGGCCGAGGGGGAAAAUCGAAUUAAGAUAAUCCCGCUCGGCGGUUAUAAGGGUGUCAACGCGCAAUCGCGUAAAGCGUUGCAAUGGUUAUUGCUGAUAGAACAUGAGUUUGGACGCACGAUAAUUUACGCGGGGAGAGAUCGGGAACAGCGUUUAUCGGAAGGCUUGCUCGUCGACGGAUAUUAUGAGACGGAGAAUCCCCGGCAGCGUCACGUGCUGCAGUUUCACGGCUGUUUUUGGCACGGAUGUCCCGAGUGUUUUCGCGUGAACUGCGACAGACCGCUCUCAACCGUCGCGCGAGGAUACGAUCGAAGCGCGUUACGAGCGCACACUCGCGACGACGUAUCGUCUUAGAAAACGGGGGUACGUCGUUACGGAAAAGUGGAAGUGUAUCUUCGAUCGGGAGCUGGCGAAAAUCGCGAGAUACGCGAAUUUGUUGAGAAUCAUCCCAUGUUGAGAAACAAUCCCCUCGAACCUCGCGAGGCGUUCUACGACGGGCGUACGGAAAAUAUUGUCACGUGGUACGAAGUUACGGGUACGGAGAAGAUACGCUACGUGGACGUGUGUUCUUUGUACCCGUAUGUGCUGAAGACGGGUGCUUUUCCGCUCGGUCAUCCGGACAUUUACGUGGGUGAGGAGUGUUGUGCCUUAAUCAGAGCAGGCCCCGAUUUUAACUUUGACGUCAUAGAAGGCUUCGUACGUUGUAGAGUACUCGCGCCGCGUGAUCUCUUCCAUCCGGUACUCCCUUAUCGCGUGAACGGAAAAUUGCUAUUCGCGCUUUGUCGCAACUGCUGCGAGACAUUUUCUCAGACCGCGUGUACGCACGACGACUCUGCCGAUUGCGAAUUCGAAGACGCGUGGGUGUCUUGCGAGUUACGCAAAGCUAUCGAGAAAGGUUAUCGCGUCACAAGCGUGAACGAAACAUGGAGCUACGAAAUUACGCGAUACGAUCCGGUUACGCGGCGGGGGGAUUGUUCGCCGAGUAUAUCAACUACUUUCUGCAGAAAGCAAGAGGCCAGCGGAUAGCCGAACGAAUGCGCGAAUGACGAAGGCGGCAAGGAACGGUAUCUGCGCGAAUACGAGAAAGUCGAGGGUAUUGUUCUCAAUAGGGCGAAUAUCUCCCCGAAUCCAGGCUUGCGCUCGGUCGCGAAGCUCUGUCUCAAUUCCUUCUGGGGUAAAUUCGGCCAACGGUCCAAUCUACCGAAUACCGAGAUCGUUAAAACGUGGGAGAGUUUUACGGCUCUGCUCACGAGCCCGGAGCACGAAAUAACAAAUGUAUUGCCCGUAAACGACGAAGUGAUAUAUGUUUCGUGGCGAAUGAGGCGAGAAGCCAUCACUCCGUCUCCGCUGACCAGCGUCAUGAUAGCCGCUUACACCACGGCGUUAGCCCGAUUAAAGCUAUAUUCGUAUUUAGAAAAGUUAGAUCGUCGCGUGUUAUAUUACGAUACCGAUUCGUGCAUAUAUUUGAACACCGGUGAUCCCGACGAGUACGAGCCGCGUACGGGAAAUUUUUUGGGCGAUAUGACGGACGAACUCGAGAGUCACGGCCCGAGUAGCUACAUCGAGACAUUCGUAACCGCCAGUCCGAAAUUUUACGCUUACGUCGUUCGCAUGGGCGAAGGACGCGCAUGAGAAAUUUGCAAAGUGAAGGAGAUAACCAUGAAUUUUAAAAAUUUUUGCGUGCUUAAUUUUAGUUCCAUUAAGUCAUUGUUACUAGCCGACGAAAAGUUAAAGAGGGGAGAAAAGACGGGUGAGGAUAAAACCGUGAUAAAACUGCGAUUUAGCGCAAUUCGACGCACCGUAUUUCACGACAUCGUCACAAGAGACGAGACAAAGUCCUGCAUGCCAGUAUUAUUAAAGCGUAGUUUUAACGACAACGGAUACUCCGUACCGUACGGUUACGUUUCCAGCGAAUAGCGAUAUAUAUCUCUCUCUCUCAUUUGUUUCACUUAUUUGCAGUGUAAGAUUUUAAAAUUAUU
Molecule: messenger RNA, 2553 nt
Organism: Odontomachus brunneus
Lineage: Eukaryota; Metazoa; Arthropoda; Insecta; Hymenoptera; Formicidae
Exons: 2
Coding region: 1025-1600 (191 amino acids)
Biological process (GO): DNA replication
Molecular function (GO): nucleotide binding; DNA-directed DNA polymerase activity; DNA binding
Source: RefSeq, a predicted model, not a curated record